This is a messenger RNA of Cyprinus carpio (common carp), 628 nucleotides long. RefSeq names its product histone-lysine N-methyltransferase set-1-like. Lineage: Eukaryota; Metazoa; Chordata; Actinopteri; Cypriniformes; Cyprinidae. The transcript is spliced from 5 exons. The coding region runs from base 104 to 580 and encodes 158 amino acids. The record is from RefSeq and is a predicted model, not a curated record. Gene Ontology annotation, molecular function: protein binding.
UAAUAUUACACUGUUUAUCUGUGAUUGAUGAUAUUUUGUAGUGAGUCCGAGUCGUCAGACCAGAGGACUCAAUCCUUUAAAAGAUGCAGAAAUACACGUCAAAAUGGGGAAGGACAAAGACAUAAUAACUGGGAGAUACAUUAAUCCCAUCAAAGGUCGGGGUGUGUUUGCAAAAACCCCUAUCUUACAAGGUUCCUUUAUUCUCGAGUACAGAGGAACUUUAGUGGAAAAAGGGAAAUUGGGAAAAAUUAAUAAUAAUAAUUAUGCAUACUUUUUCAAACACGGAGGGCGUGACUGCUGCAUCGAUGCCUCCUUAGAUGACGGCUCUCUUGGGAGACUAGUAAACGACAGUCAAAAGCCAAAUGGCAAAAUAAAAAAAAUUGAACUGGGCGGAAAGCCUCAUCUUUGUUUAUUUGCUAUAAAAGACAUAAAUAAAGAUGACCAGAUUACAUAUAAUUAUGGAGGACAAGACUUGCCAUGGCGUUCUUACUGUGGGCAGGAACUGUGCAAGUUUGUCCAUGAGCCUGUCGCUCCAGCCAUUACAGGAAGUGAAGUCACUUCUGCUAAAGAGAGCCUUUGAAAAGGAGGAAACUGUGCCCGAAGGACACAUCUGAUGGACCAAACACUG